Molecule: messenger RNA, 2158 nt
Organism: Hyposmocoma kahamanoa
Lineage: Eukaryota; Metazoa; Arthropoda; Insecta; Lepidoptera; Cosmopterigidae
Product: esterase FE4-like
Exons: 3
Coding region: 477-2126 (549 amino acids)
Source: RefSeq, a predicted model, not a curated record
CUGUCAGUGAUGAAAUAGAUCUGUUUGUAGUUAUAAUGUAUUUUCGUGUAGUGUGGGCAUUACAUAAGUUACACUAUUUAAUGAGCACAUUUUACUCUCUUCUUGUAUAAACCGAGACUAAUUAUAUUUGAAUUGCACUAUAUUAACUUAUUUAAAAAUAUUCCGUUGAGUAUGUAUUUGCAUUUUAGCUGUGAUAUUACGGGUCUUCGUUGUUUGGUAUUUUGACAUGUGUAAUGUGAAUUAUUAUAUAACAUGACUAAUAAUCUUAUUCAAUUAACAACAUACUCUAUAUUGCUGUAUCUAUCUAUGACGGUGAUAGAUAAGAGACCUAAUUUAAAAAAUGCGCUGUUGUCCGUGAUAUCUGUACAAUAAAUAUGUACGAAAGUGCAAAACUACAGAAGCUGUUCUAAAAGUAUAGAGAAAUAGAAACUUUACCCUUUCUUUUGGAUUCGUUGUUGUCGGUUCAAAGGCAAAAAAUGAAGUACAAAAAGAAGUUAGUGUUGUUUUCGCUGUUCGCCAUGAACUUGGUCGAUCAGCCGGCGCCUGAGGUGGAAAUCCAACAAGGAAUUGUGAGCGGUAUCAUCAGUGCAGAUGGGUCGAUUUUAGAAUAUAUUGGUAUCCCCUACGCUACAGCAAAUAGCAGUAAUCGUUUCCAGGAUCCGUAUCCACCACCAAAAUGGGAUGGCGUGUACAACGCCAGAGAAGAAUACACGUGUCCACAACACUUUCCGUGGCUUGGGCUUAUUGGUUCAGAAGACUGCUUGAAAAUCAACGUUUACGUACCGGCAAAGGCCCAAGCACCUCUUCCGGUCAUGGUCUGGAUUCAUGGAGGAGCUUUCAAACUCGGCAGUGGGGGAAAAAUGCUUUAUGGACCUAAAUUUCUAUUGAAAAAGGAUGUCAUCCUAGUCACAUUUAACUAUCGACUUGGCAUACUCGGAUUUUUAUGUUUGGGAAUAAAGGAAGCCCCGGGAAAUGCUGGAAUAAAGGAUCAAAUAGCUGCUUUGAAAUGGGUGAAGAAGAACAUCGCCAAAUUUGGUGGAGAUCCUGAUAAUGUAACACUGUUCGGUGAAAGUGCUGGUGGCGCAUCGUCUUCUGUACUAUUAGCCAGUGAAGCAACUAAAGGUCUUUUUAAUAGAGUAAUAAUACAAAGUGGAUCAGCUUUAGCCGGUUGGGCGAUUAAUAGAAAUCCUAUAUGGAUAGCCAGCGUUAUUGCUAGAGAAUUAGGUCAUGAGACUGAUGAUCCGAACAAAUUAUAUGAAAUAUUUGCGAAAGCAGAUUUCAAAGAUUUAAUUGAAAUUAAUGUGAAGAAACCUUUACGCAAAUAUACUGAUACUCAACUAUUACACUUGCCAUGUGUUGAAAAGCCCUUCGAGGGUAUCCAGCCGGCUAUUAACGAUUCACCAUACAAUCUUCUUAAAUAUAAGCCAAAAAAUAUACCAAUUAUUUAUGGAUCGACCACUCAAGAAGGUUUUUUGAUACUGGCAGAUGAAACAGAAGAAUCGUUGCAAGAGAAAAAUGAUAUGUUUUUAUUCGCAUCAGAUUUGGAAUUUCCUUCUCUUGAAGAAGCAGAAGAAGUUGACAAAAAAUUAAAAGAAUUUUACUUCGGAAAUAAAAAAAUAGAUAUGAAUGUAAAAUUUAAGGUAUCUGAUUUGUAUACACACUUGUAUUUUGAAACGCCAGUCAUAUUAGAAGCCGAGUUAUUGCUUGAAAGUAGUAAGGCUCCGGUGUAUAAUUACAUUUUUAACUACUCUGGUGGAAGAAAUUUCUUAAAACAUAGGCUGAACUUCAAUAAUCAAACUGGGGCUUGUCAUGGCGAUGAGUUGUUGUAUUUGUUUGAUGGAUACCUUUGGCCAUAUGCUAUAAACGAUGAAGAUCAGAGAAUGAUUGACUUAAUGGCUACUAUUUGGACCAAUUUUGCUAAAUAUGGUCAUCCAACGCCAUCGUCAGCUAACUUGCCAGUGAAGUGGGAACGCAGUACAAAAGACAAGUUACAAUUCCUAUACAUAGACCACCGAUUAAAAAUGGGUCCAUUGCCUAAUCCCGAAGCCUACCAAAUAUGGCGAGAUAUCUACAAUAAGUAUAGAAGAAAAGACUUCAUAAAUACUUAUAACACUGUUUUUCCAUAAAAUUAUACUAGACAGUACUAAAAAAUUUGAAC